CCCACACUUUCCCUACAUUUCUUCGGUGACGCUCAUUCUCUCUCUACGCCCAUUCCACACUGAUUUUGUAGAAUCGCCUUACAGAAAAAAGCUUCGUCAGGAGAAGAGAUGGCGGUUCAGCUCACCGACGAACAGAUCUCCGAAUUCAAGGAAGCCUUCUCUCUAUUCGACAAGGAUGGAGACGGUUGCAUCACCACGAAGGAGCUGGGGACUGUGAUGCGUUCUUUGGGACAGAACCCGACGGAGGCUGAGCUCCAGGAUAUGAUCAACGAGGUUGAUGCUGAUGGUAAUGGGACGAUUGACUUCCCAGAGUUUCUCAACCUGAUGGCUCGCAAGAUGAAGGACACUGAUUCUGAGGAGGAACUCAAGGAAGCUUUCAGGGUUUUCGACAAGGACCAGAAUGGAUUCAUAUCCGCAGCUGAGCUCCGCCACGUGAUGACAAAUCUCGGGGAGAAGCUAACUGACGAGGAGGUUGAUGAGAUGAUCCGUGAGGCCGACGUGGAUGGUGAUGGCCAGAUCAACUACGAGGAGUUCGUCAAGGUCAUGAUGGCCAAGUGAGGAAGGAAGCAACUCCCAUGUUGAAUUUUUUAAGUAUUUAAGAUUUGAUCAAAAAAUGAAACAGAGCGGAUUAAGUUUGAUGAGAUUUCUGUUUCUGCUAGAUGUGCUUUUGACAUUAUUAGCUUUACCUGUUUGCAUUGUUUCAAAGUGCUGUUUUUCAAUAUAUGCUUGUUUUUGGUGUUCCA
Molecule: messenger RNA, 743 nt
Organism: Salvia hispanica
Lineage: Eukaryota; Viridiplantae; Streptophyta; Magnoliopsida; Lamiales; Lamiaceae
Product: calmodulin-like
Cellular component (GO): myosin II complex
Molecular function (GO): calcium ion binding
Source: RefSeq, a predicted model, not a curated record